AACUGGCGCAGGCGCAUGGGAGGCGUGCUCUGAGGCGCCGGGCUCACUCCCGCCCCUGGCCUGGUGGGAAGGGGUGAAAAUGGCGGCGGCCGGCGCUGUGGCUACUCGGCUGCUCCUGCUCCUGCUGAUGGCGGCAGCAGCCCCCAGUCGCGCGCGGGGCAGCGGCUGCCGGUCCGGGACCGCUCUGCGGGGGGCGGGGGCAGAAGGUCGAGAGGGUGAGAGCUGUGGCACCGUGGGGCUGCUGCUGGAGCACUCGUUUGAGAUCGAUGACAGUGCCCACUUUCGGAAGCGGGGCUCACUGCUCUGGAACCAGCAGGAUGGCACUUUGUCCCUGUCACAGCGGCAGCUCAAUGAGGAGGAGCGGGGCCGGCUCCGGGAUGUGGCGGCCUUGAAUGGCUUGUACCGUGUCCGGGUCCCUCAGCGCCCUGGGGCCCCUGAUGGCCCAGAAGCCGGUGGCUACGUCUCCUCCUUUGUCCCCGCGUGCUCCCUGGUGGAGUCGCACCUGUCGGACCAGCUGACGCUGCACGUGGAUGUGGCUGGCAACGUGGUGGGUGUGUCGGUGGUGACACACCCCGGGGGCUGCAGGGGCCACGAAGUAGAAGAUGUGGAUCUGGAGCUGUUUAACACUUCUGUGCAGCUACAGCCACCAGCCACCGCCCCAGGUCCUGAGACAGCUGCCUUCAUUGAGCGCCUGGAGAUGGAACAGGCCCAGAAGGCCAAGAACCCCCAGGAACAGAAGUCCUUUUUCGCCAAAUAUUGGCACCUCAUCCUCGGGGGGGCCGUGUUGCUCACAGCCCUGCGUCCUGCCGCCCCGGGGCCCACGCCGCCGCCGCAGGAGGCCUGAUGGAUGUACAUCAUUCCCGUCGUCCUGUUCCUCAUGAUGUCAGGAGCGCCGGACGCCGGGGGCCAGGGAGGGGGCGGCGGCGGGGGUGGUGGUGGGGGCAGUGGCCGCUGAGGGGCCUGUCAGCACCCUGGUCCUCUGUCAUCCAGGCAACUCCCUUCUUGCCCAGAGUGCCCGUGUCCUUGGUUGUCUGAAGAAGGAUUUGCCAGCCCGUCCCGUGUCCGUCCCGUGAGGAUGGGAGGACGUCCCCUCCCCAGGAGUCCUUUCCCUCUGGUCCUUGCUGUUUCUGCGGCUGGAGGCUACCUUCUGGUGCACUCCGCCUUCCCCUGUGGCCCCUCUGCUGCCGCAAAGGCUUCCCGUGCCCACAGCGUGGAGCUUGAGCUUCUGGGCCAGCUCUGACCUUGUGUUUGUCCCCCCGUUUCCGCCCCGAGCCUCACAGUUUGGGAACAUGCCGAGUUCUCUCCAGCCUCUGUGCCUUUGUUCGUAGUCUUCUCGUCCUGCCUGUCCCAGGCCGGGCUAGAUGGUCCCCCUAACUUGUCUGACACUGGAUUGGGCCAUGUGCUUCCCACCUGUCUGCCCUGAGGGGCCUGGCGCAGAGCAGGUGUGGGCUGGCCAGGGGUCCCCCUCCCCACACACCCCCCCCCCAGGCUCCGUUCCUCCCAGCAGCCCCACCUUGGGAUCCUUCCCCGGCCUUUAUCUGCCCAUGGCCCUGAGCAGUUUAGGCUGCUUUGUCAGGAUGCCAGGCCUUCGGAAGCUUUGGGGCAUGAAGAAAUUAUGUUAGAAGUGAAAACAAAACUAAUACUUAGUAGAGUCGAGGGCCGGAUGAUGUAAAUAGAACCCGUUUCCCUGUCCGGAAUGUCUUCCCUGUCUGCGCACUGGGAGGCCACUGCCUGGCUUUGCUAUUGAUCACCCCCUCCCUUUGCCUGUUUAAAAACAUUCAAAAGUAUAUUGAAAUACAUCAGAGUAAAAAACAACUCAGCAGCCGAAUGCAACCGUCAAUUUGGUCCCAAGGAAAUCCCAGUGCCCAGGCUUUACUGAAUUUCCGCCGUUCACUGUACGUUAUUAUUCAGAAACACACACAAAUGGCUCGCGGGGCCGCCGUAAUGGCUGUGCAACGCUCCACGGUGUCGUAUGGCUGUUGGUUAAACUGUUUCCCAAAUGUUCCACAUGUAGCUUCCUGCUCAGUGUGGUUAAUAAAUAGCAGUGUUAUCCAGGC
This is a messenger RNA of Acinonyx jubatus (cheetah), 2057 nucleotides long. It is a transcript of the gene EMC10, whose product is annotated as ER membrane protein complex subunit 10. Bases 80 to 844 code for a protein of 254 amino acids. The record is from RefSeq and is a predicted model, not a curated record. Gene Ontology annotation, cellular component: EMC complex. NCBI's taxonomy places the organism in Eukaryota, Metazoa, Chordata, Mammalia, Carnivora, Felidae. The transcript has 8 exons.